AUGCAUUUCUUCUCCCCUCAGUCCAUUCUGGGAGGUGGUUGUCAGCAACAUCAGACACUCACACUCGUUGCCCUGGCCGUGGUUUGCGCCGCGGUUGCUAGCGCCGCCGACGCAGACAUGACAGCAGCGGAAUCCAAGUACACACUCACACUCGUUGCCCUGGCUGCGGUUUGCGCCGCGGUUGCUAGCGCCGCCGACGCAGACAUGACAGCAGCGGAAUCCAAGUACGUCCGCCGCCACGGCGGCUACAAGGGCGGCUACAAAAAGCACAUCGACGACGACAUGUUCAGCGCCGAAUCCAAACACUACGGCCGCCGCUACAAGGGCAAGAAACACAUCAACGGCGGAGAAGAAGAAGAAGUGGCGGUCGAGGAAAUGGCUGGCGAAGAGUCCAAGCACCACGGAGGGCGCCGGUAUGGCGGAUCUUCCAAGAAGAGCUACGGCAAGAAGCACAUCGACGGAAGCGAAGAACAAGUCGAUGAUAUGGCUGGCGAAGAGUCCAAGCACCACGGACGCCGUUAUGGCGGUUAUUCCAAGAAGAGCUAUGGCAAGAAGCACAUCGACGGCGAGGAAGACGAAUCGGCGGUCGAGGAAAUGGCUGGUGAGGAGUCCAAGCACCACGGAGGGCGCAGUUAUGGCGGUUAUUCCAAGAAAAGCUACGGCAAGAAGCACAUUGACGGAGACGAAGAACAAGUCGAUGAUAUGGCCGGAGAGGAAUCCAAACACCAUGGAGGGCGCCGUUAUGGCGGAUCUUCCAAGAAGAGCUACGGCAAGAAGCACAUUGAUGGAGAGGAAGAUACAUUGACGGAGACGAAGAACAAGUCGAUGAUAUGGCCGGAGAGGAAUCCAAACACCACGGAGGGCGUCGUUAUGGCGGAUCUUCCAAGAAGAGCUACGGCAAGAAGCACAUUGAUGGAGAGGAAGAGCAAGUCGAUGACAUGGCUGGUGCUGAGUCCAAAUAUUCUCGCAAAUACAAGAGUCAUAAGGAAGAGCUACGGCAAGAAGCACAUUGAUGGAGAGGAAGAACAAGUCGAUGACAUGGCUGGUGCUGAGUCCAAAUAUUCUCGCAAAUACAAGAGUCAUAAGGCAGUUGUCGCGGACCGAAGUGACGCAGCUCCAGCAUUGGGUGGAAACUGGACCCCAAAAACGUGUUGGUUCUGGAGGCCAGUGAGCCUUGCAAAAAUCCCGUUUUUGCAAGACUCACUGAGCCUCACUCAAGGACAAGAAGUGGUCAUCACUUCUUCGAUUUUGCCUGAAUUGGCCAAUCCUGAGCCAGGAAGAAAUCAUCUGAUUUCUUCCUGA
This is a messenger RNA of Notodromas monacha, 1302 nucleotides long. The record is from the annotation of a GenBank genome assembly. NCBI's taxonomy places the organism in Eukaryota, Metazoa, Arthropoda, Ostracoda, Podocopida, Cyprididae.